CAAGGGGCCAGGCCUCUGGCUACUACACUGGGUCCUCUUUUGUAUCGUGGCCCUAUGACCAGCCCCAGCAAAGUGGGGUCCUUGGUAGGUGCCCCUAGAGGCCGCCAUCUUGGGCAGACUCUGUUGGACGUUUCCCCCCUCUGGAGUGAUGGACGCUGACCCCUGACCUUUUCCUUGUCCCUCCUCUUGUCGUCCUCCAGAUCUGGUGGUUGGAUCCUGAGCUGACCUACAGUAAUUCCAAGCCAUUCGUCUUCACCCAGGGCCACUCUGUGUGCAACCGCUCCUUCUUCCCCUGUUUCGACACACCCGCGGUGAAGUGCACUUACUCAGCAACGGUCAAGGCUCCUGCUGGGGUCCAGGUGCUGAUGAGCGCCACCCAAAGUGCCUACCUGGAGAAGGAGGGCGUGUACCAGUUUCACAUGGAAUACCCAGUGCCUGCCUACUUGGUGGCGCUGGUAGCAGGAGAGCUCGUGCCAGCAGACAUUGGGCCCAGGAGCAGAGUAUGGGCUGAACCAUGUCUUUUGUCAACUGCCACAAGCAAACUGUCGGGGCUGGUGGAACAGUGGUUGAGUGUCGCUGAGAAACUCUACGGGCCCUACCUGUGGGGCAGGUAUGACAUUGUCUUCCUCCCACCUUCCUUCCCCAUCGUGGCGAUGGAGAACCCCUGCCUGACCUUCAUCAUCUCCUCCAUCCUGGAGAGUGACGAAUUCCUCAUCAUUGACAUCAUCCAUGAAGUGGCCCACAGCUGGUUCGGCAAUGCGGUCACCAACGCCACAUGGGAGGAGAUGUGGCUGAGUGAGGGGCUGGCCACCUAUGCCCAGCGCCGCAUCACCACAGAGACCUAUGUGAACCAGAGACAACAGCUUUGCCAGGAAGAAGACGGCCUUCGUCUCCUCGAGGCGUCCGCCGUGCCUGCACGCUGA
Molecule: messenger RNA, 923 nt
Organism: Gracilinanus agilis (Agile Gracile Mouse Opossum)
Lineage: Eukaryota; Metazoa; Chordata; Mammalia; Didelphimorphia; Didelphidae
Product: aminopeptidase RNPEPL1-like
Exons: 5
Coding region: 366-923 (185 amino acids)
Biological process (GO): proteolysis
Molecular function (GO): zinc ion binding; metalloaminopeptidase activity
Source: RefSeq, a predicted model, not a curated record